Molecule: messenger RNA, 4244 nt
Organism: Porites lobata
Lineage: Eukaryota; Metazoa; Cnidaria; Anthozoa; Scleractinia; Poritidae
Source: the annotation of a GenBank genome assembly
AUGGAUGAAUUCGACGAAAAUGGCUGGGCACAUGUGCAUCAUGCCGCGUACAAUGGGUAUUAUAAAAGUGUUAAUCGCUUUAUAAAGUCACGGGAAGACCAACUGGAACUAGAAACGCAAGAUGGACAACAACUAACCCCGCUUCUGUUAGCCUGUAUGAACGGGCACGUCGAGACUGUACAACUUCUCGUCGAGGAGUUGCACGCUAAUCUGAAAGCCAAAGAUCGUCAUCUAUACGGAGCUGUCGAACUAGCAGCGUCAAAGAACCACAUUAAAGUCCUGGAGUAUCUUUUGAAUCUGAACAGUCCCGAUCUUCAAGUCUGGAACAAUUUGAUUAAGGGACUGUCCCAAAGCGAGUUAGAAACUUCCUGUGCAAGAGCUCUCGUGGAACUUACAACUGAAGAAAAUGCUGAUUUAUACUUAGAAUCUUUCCUGAAAGCUGGAGGUGUUCAAGCGAUUGUCGGAUUAUUGAAAAAUGCCUUGUCAAGUGAGGAAUCGAAGGUGUUUGCGUUGUCAGUGCUGCUUAACGUGGUAAGACACCCAGCUGGAAGUGAGCAAUUAACUAUUUGCAGAUCAGUGCCGCCAAUUAUUCUACAACUGAACGAUACACCGAGAGAUUUGUACCUACCAGCUACAAGGCUUCUCGAAGCACUGGCAUACUGUGAAGAGAAUAAAGAGGCCAUGAUUAGUAAUGGAGGUAUUGAUUCUUUAGUGAGGUUACUUCAGUUCAGUGAUGACGAAGAAGUUGUAGAAUCGGCUUUGAGUACUUUGAGAGUCUUAUCAAGUUCAAAUGCAGAGAUACAAACUUCUGUUGGAAGCAACAAGGACAUCUGGAAGUCCUUAGUUAACCUACUGACUGCGAUUAAGAACAAGCAUGUGUUAUCGGCAGUAGCCAAGACAGUGAGUGCCCUUGUUUCUGAACACACAAGCAACCAGAAUGCCUUUGUUGCUGAAAAUGGUGUGCAGCCUUUGAUGGAACUUAUGCGUGUAAAAUCCAGAGAAUGCCAGUUUGCUGCAGUAGAAGGGAUUCAUGCUCUCGCAGAAGGUAAUGAGGGUAAUCAAAGUAUUGUAACAGAACAUGGCUGUGUCAUGGUGUUAAUGAGGUUGCUCAAGCGAUCAAGAGAAGCGGAUCUUAGAACAAGGACUGCAGGAGCCCUAUGGGCUAUUGCUGGAGCAAAAAAUGCCCAAAGACGGUCAAUUGCUGCUGAAAUAGGCAUCAAUUUGCUCAUUGAGUUUCUCUCUGAGAAUUUACCUGAAAGCUUACACUUCAUUGGUUCUGAGGCAUUGGGUGUGCUUGCUUUGGGUGUGAGAAACAAGAGAGAUGAAAUUGCCAAGGCAAAUGGUGUUAUGCCUUUAGUUCGUCUUUUGGGAAAAGCUAACACGCCAGCGUAUAUUGUUCUCAGUGUGCUGCAGACAUUACGUGCACUCUGUCUCUGUCUAGGGUUCAGACCUCAUGUCCAAAAUCAGGAGGCAGUGACCAAAGAAGGUGGUCUUAAAUUCUUGAUCAGGUACAUGGUUCAAGCCCGUCAAGACAUCAUCAAAGUUGAGGCUGCGUACACACUGGGCUGUGUGUGUUUGAGUAAUAAUGCUAACAUGAAAGCUGUCUUAGAUCACAAAGAUUUCAGCUUUUUACACAUGCUAAGACAACUUUAUGAUGAAGAUGAAGAGGUCCAUCUUUUGGCAGGAGCCGCACUUACUGUGUUUGCUUAUAACAAUGUUACAAAUCAAAAAAAUAUUGCCAUGUCUGGUGGUGUAAGGUACAAUGCCUUUCUCCCAUUUUUGGAGUCCAAGAGUGAGAAACAGUCAACGCAUGCCGCUUUUCAAGUAGUGGUAUUAUCACGGAUCAUUCCAGAUGAAGAUCAGUCACUAACAUCUGCCACAGGAAUAAAGCUGUUAGUCUCGCAUCUCAACUCAAUCAAUGAAGACAUUCAAACAGCUGCAGCAAACUUCAUUGGUGGCCUUGCCCAUACAAGAGCUGGCAUCCCAGGUGCGAUCAUCUCCAUCGGAACAAUUCCCUUAUUAGGGAAACUCUUGAUGUCCCAGUAUGAAACUGUUCAGGCAGCAGCCUCUGUUGCCCUUGGUUAUCUCAGCUAUGACAGUAUAGGUGAGAGGCAGCUCCUAGGGGUGUGUCGUCAUGAUCCCUUUCUCUAUGAAGUUAUUCAGUUUCAUGCGGGAAAGGUCAAGCUGUCACCUCAGUUUGUGGAGAGAUGGCAACACUGCAAGAUGAUUGGUCUUCCGCCCAUCACGUGAGUUUUCUUAUCUUGUACUGGGUGUGGCCCAGGAGGUGCUCAAAUAUGAUUAUCAUGGGGAGGUGCACAUACAUUUUGAGGGUUUGUGAAAUGUGGGAUGCAAGGAUAUUUGGGGUAAAAAAUGUAGUUUCCCUAGGUUUCUGGGAAGAUUCUAUUACUAGCAGUUACCAUGUUUAGGAAUUCGAAGUGCGGGUGAACAUGUGGGUUAACCUUAGAGAUGUGAUUGAUUAGAACCGCUUUCAUAAUUGCAUGUGAAUUUAGUUCCAGUGUCAAAAAAAGAAAAUGCUGAGGAACAUGCACGAAGAAACUGAAUUGAACAACACAGAAACAAUACUCAUAUUUAAUUCAAUGAUUUCAUUCAGAGAAUCUUAGAUACAAUUAGCCUGCGAAUGAUGAGGAGUGUGGAGAGAAAGCUAUAUUCACAUUGAAAGAUACAAUUAAAACAGUAAUGUAUGACACAAUGUAUACAGUCACGACUGCACCAAGUCUUAUUUAAAUAUUCAAUCAGUCAUUCAAUCAAUCCAUGUUGAAUAACCAAAGGCCGUUGAUAUGCAAAAGAAAAUAGUGAAAAAAUCUUAGUUUACCACUGGAGUUUGAAGCUUAUUGAAACUUUCAGAGGACACAUACUUGGAAAUGUAAGCCUAUAAAAAUGCAAAAACCAUGCGCUUGAGUGAAACCUGAAUAAACUCAAGUUACAUGGAUUUCAAGACUUUGCGAACACUCAUAUCUUACCAAUAACUCAUCCUGCACUAAGCUGAGAUCAGGCUCUACUUUCAUUUUCCUGGGUAAAUGGAUUCCCGGCUGGCAAGGCGAAUUGAAAAGUCUCAUAUUUGGUACAGAACUGUGUGCUUGCAAAUCGAACAAUGAUUCUUGCCUGUGCAUUGACGUGAUUACUGUGGCAUCAGACGGACCUUACACUCAACACCAUGUAUAUUAGUCGGUACAACAUGAGUAUCCCAAGAAUGUGGACAGAUUAGGGAAAAACCCCGCUAUACAUUUCAUAGAGUACCGCUGACCAAGGAUAGGCUGCGGGUUCAUUCAUGCUUGUCUUAAGAAAUUUUUCACAUAGCACCCCUAUUAGAAUCUUGUUUUGUCAUGUGAAAGCAUGAACUGUCAACAACUCUGUUUCUCAAUUUUUUUGGUUAGUAAAAAUCCUUUUUCUAAUAUUUUGGCAUUUUUAGGAAGAAGACUGACCAGUUGCUUUCUGUGGAAAAGAAAAUGGUAACAGCACACUUUGCCCUAGAUGCAGAGCAGGCAUUCACCAUAGCAAGCACUAACGAGUCACCUGGAGGUAUGGCAUCAGAUGGAAUGCCAGAAAGAAAGAUAUCUGCUUCUACAAGUCUAAGAACUGGCACAGUACUUCGCCUUCCAAUAGCAUGAUGUUACAUUAUUCUAUAGUCUGCAUGGAGUUAACAGGAAUGUAUAAGUGGAAGAGAUUCUCUGGCCAACAUUCCAAACUCUACAGGUCAGGAAGUGCAAUUUUCAGCAUUUUCUACUAGGAAUAAUGGUGGAUGUAGAAAGGAAGACAAGGAAACACCCUUUGUACUCUACCUGGUUUCCAGUUACAGCAUUGUACAAAAAAGCGCUUUCAUUGAGCACUGAAUUCUUUGGUACAAUGUUAUAUAUUGAGGGCAAUAAAGAAGUUAUAUUGAUUAUAGUCAAACUUUGUUAAUACACACUUCAAAAGGACAGAUUCAGGUAACUGUAUUAUGAUUGAAUCUAACACUGUAUGUGCACUCUUGACCAAGCGAGAGGUCAAGGAGGGUGGAUAUUGGCUAAGUACAUUUUUUGGCAUUUUUAUGGACUGAGACUGUUUAAUAAUGUAAUGUAGAGGUAUGAAUUGUGUGAAUGAACUUGUUAUCUUUGAGAACAAGAGCACUGUCCAUUAAAGAGCAAAGUCUGUAUUACAGAGAAGUCUAUAAGGAAACAUUCGACCAUGAUCAAUGCAAAACAGUAUUGUGAAGAGUUUUGUAAAGUGUGGUUGCUUGUUUGAGA